This is a messenger RNA of Hymenoscyphus albidus, 2043 nucleotides long. Lineage: Eukaryota; Fungi; Ascomycota; Leotiomycetes; Helotiales; Helotiaceae. The record is from the annotation of a GenBank genome assembly.
UUUUCACCAAGUACCUGUCAUCAAUAUCUCUUCGCAAAAAGGACCUGCGUUGCCAACACGCUACCAAUGCUAUCAGAUCUCUACAAACUAUUUUGGUCCCGACGGCUUCCCUGUCCCCAGUCUCGAACCAAAGAUCUUCAAGCCAAAUUUGUUUUUCCAAGUUUCUUCUUCCUCUACGAACCACACUUUGAAACUUAGCCACUUGCGUCCCUUCACUUACAGAAAUUCAAAGGCUUGAAAUCGAAUGCCAUGUGCUUUCCUUAUUUCACAGUAAUGCCUUGCCAUUCAGCCACCCCGCCAUUAUACUCGCACCAUCACUCCAUCCCGAUGCCAUGGCACCGGCGGUGUGAUAUGGCUGGCAAAAGGCCAAUGACAACCUUUUUACUAAAUUCGAGGACAAGCCCCCACAAAAGCCACAGUUAUUCGGGUCUCACUGAUACAAUGCCCUCUGUAUUCGGGCUUGUUCAAAGCAUAACUGGGCUUGUUGGGGGACGGUUGGAAUCAGAUAGAUCAUUGAUGAUUGUUUUUUUCUUUAUUUAUGGAGGAUUGUCGAUAUCGUCAUCCUCGUUAUGAUAUCGACAUUUAGUACCCCACGGGCCCACCAGGAAAGACGACGGAAGGAGAUACCUCCGCUUCUCAGAUCUUUCUUGUAACGACGAUGACUCAGUCAACCCCAUGGGAACGAUAACGACCCUUUCUUUGAAAUGCCAUCGUUAGUUAUGUUGUUAUAUGAUCGAAGAGUCAACAUUACGACCGACAAUCAAGGACCUGUCGUUAAUAUCUCGGCAUGGUUUGGGAUGGUGGUCAUGAUUGCCUGUGUGUUUACACGUGUAGCGUCGAAGUUCAGUUUGCUACGGCGAUGGACUCGUGAUGAUAGUGUGAUUUUUGCUGCGAUGGUAUGGUGGUAUUCCUCAGGGUUAUAAUGAUGGUCCGUGUGUCUGAUGUUCUGGGUUUAGAUCUUUGCCAUUGGGUAUACUGUUAUGGUAUCUUUGAUGGUAUCCAACGGGCUGGGACAAGCUCAAGAGAAGCUUGAUUCAUUGAUGAUUGAGAGAUUCGAGAAGGUACGUUAAUGAUUUGACAACGUCUCAAGAGUUUCUUUCAGUAUGGACGAUUACUGAUACCGCAAACCAUUUAGUUCGGCUACUCCUCCGAACUCCUCUACAUCCCAGCCCUGUGCCUCGCAAAGCUAUCCACACUUUUAUAUCUAGGCGAACUAGCGCCAGGAGGUCGAUAUGCAACCUUCAAUCUAAUUCUGGAAGUGUUCAUCAUCUUGAUAGCCAUCAGUGCCGAAUUCGCAACCGCGCUCCAAUGUUCUCUUCCUCGACCAUGGGCUAUAUUAAAAGCCUCAACAUGCUUCAAUCGUGUGAGAAAACAUACUUCAGACCAGGGAGUAGAGGACUUCGCUAACAGGCCCAGCUUACAUUCUGGAACACCAUCGGGAUUCUAGAUAUCAGCACGGAUUUCAUCAUUGUCCUCUUGCCUGUAUACCUAGUCUGGCACCUCAAAAUGCCUAAACGAAAGAAAUUACUCGUAAUAUUCCUCUUCGGGGUUCGAAUCCUGUUUGUUUCCCCUCCCUAACAAUACAUAUCAUCCACCCACCAACAUAGCACUAACACCAACAACCCAAGAAUUAUCCCCCUAAGCACCUGGCGCCUCCACACCCUCAACACAUACAGCCGACCCUCCCAUCCUCCUCAAACCCCCUCAUACACAUACACAUCCUACCACAUCUACCUCAGCACCACGAUCCAACUCAACACCACCCUCUUCGCGGCCAGUUUCCCUUUCCUGAAACCCUUUUUGCAGGGUAUGUCCACAGGCAGCCUCUCGGGAACGAUCAAAGAGCUAGAACGGAGGAAUGAAGGCUCGGAGAAGGGGAGGGGGAGUGGCAGUGGGAUUGGGAGGUAUCUUAGUGGGUAUGGGAGGGGGAGGAGUGGGAGGAGGUUCCCCCCAGGGGAGGUAUUAGGAUGGAGAGUUUUGAGGAUUGGGAUGUGGUGGGUGAGGGUCUUGGGGAAGUGGAGGGGGGUCUGGAAGGAGAGAUGA